Molecule: messenger RNA, 2010 nt
Organism: Lachancea nothofagi CBS 11611
Lineage: Eukaryota; Fungi; Ascomycota; Saccharomycetes; Saccharomycetales; Saccharomycetaceae
Source: the annotation of a GenBank genome assembly
AUGUCGGAUGAGCCUGUUGUUAAGAGAGCCAAGCUGGACUGGAAAUUGACCGAUUCCGCGGAGCCAUUGACCAGGAAAGAUGUGAUCGCGUUCCAAAAAGAAGCACUAUUCAGAGCACUGAACAGACACCGCACGCGCGCGGAAAGCCUCGAGACGCAACUAAGAAAGGGCCACGAGAGUCUGGCCGGCGUCCGUGAACAGUAUGCUCGAGUUUGUGCGACGCUGGCCGUGUUGGCCGCUAAACUAGCCGGAUUCUGUGUUGAUGAACCUGAGGCUCAGAAGCUUUGCCAGAGCGUCAUUCAAGGUGUCGACACGGAUGUGUCACUCGUGGCCGACCAGCUUUCGGCGCUAGUCGAUAGAUAUGUCGGACAAACGACGAAAGACCCGGGUUUGGCUUCCCAUCUGCACGCGCUCGAGAAGACAAAGCAGGAGCUUUCAACGCAUAACGUACAGCUACAACAAGAACUGGAUGCCGUCAGGGACCACUAUCAGACGCUGGUACGGCGCUACGACCGUCAAGAUAGCGAAACAGUGAAGAGAGUGUUUAAACUGAAAACCGACAAAAGUAGCGACAACACCGCAACUUCAGAACCCCACGGGUCUUCUCAAUCUUCCGAAAUUAACCAUAAUGAAGCCGAAAAGAAGACUGACGCAGGCCAGACCGGCAAAGUUAACGAUGAGAAAGACGAUCAGGUACCACAGUUUGAGCAUGAACUUCGAGUCCAAGAGCUAGGCGAUCAGAUAGAAACCCUCAGAAGUACUAUUCAGGAUCUAGAGAGCUGGAAACUGAAACGCGAGGGGGAAAUUUUGAAGUUGCGGACCGAACUGGUUUCUUCUGCCAACUCUCACCAUGAGCAGCAUCCGGCUAACGAUUUUGACCGGGAUCAUAUUCUACACCGGUUAGACACUCUAACGCAAGAAAAUGCAUCGCUUGCGCACGCCAAUGAAGCUUUUUUGAGCAAGUUUCAGCAGCUGGUCCAGGACAAAGAAAUAUUUACGAACAAACUAGCAACCGAGUUUCAAACCGCCCAAGAUGCAUUAAAAAAACACAAUGCAAUGCUGGAGAAGGAUUUGGUCAGAAUAAGAAGUACAAGAGAUGAGAUGGCCGGUAAGAUGGCAAUAAUGGAAAACCAAAAACCCAAAUCCGAAAUGUUAGUCGACUUGCAAAAAGUGCUGGACCUACAGAAAGAACGGAUCGAAAAUAUGGAGAACAGACAGAAAGAAACUUCCAAGGAUGCACUCACUAAGGAACUUCAAGACCUUGAGCAUGCUUUUAAGGAUCUGACACAGCUCGCCCACAAAAAAUACUCAGAUCAAUUAGCACAAGAAUCCAUUCUUACUAAAUUAACGGUUGAGAAGACCAAGGCAGAUCAGAAAUACUUCGCAGCUAUGAGAUCAAAGGAUUCAAUUCUCAUUGAAAACAAAAACCUGACCAAGAAUCUCAACAAGUCUAAUGAACUGAUAGCACAAUUAAAAGAAAUUGAACGCACUUUACAGAGCAAGAUUGAAAGCUUAAACAAACAAAUCCACCUACAUGAAAAUAACGAGAAGCGCCUAUUAGAUGCCAACAAAAACACAUCUAUGAAGCUUAUGGAUUUAACUUCAGCAUUGGCAAAAUCAAAGAAAAUCGUAGAGUCUUCAAAUGUCGAAAAGAGCAAAUCUGUCGAGCAGAUUACCAUGCUAGAGUCGCAGGUCAACUCUUUACAGACAGAGGCAAAGGCUUUGAAGCUACAGCUUACACAGGCGGAGUCGAAGGCCUCUAAGCUGCACAAAUCACUAGUCUCGAAUGGUGGCCAUGAUGGCACCGUAAUAGCAGAAGAGCUAGAAAAUUUUAGGACUAUAGUAUAUUGCUCUUUGUGCUCUAAAAACUGGAAAAAUACCGCCAUCAAGACAUGCGGACAUGUGUUUUGUGAUCAAUGCUGCAAAGAAAGACUUGCCGCUCGGAUGCGUAAAUGCCCUAUAUGCCGAAUGCCCUUCGGGUCUCACGACGUAUUGGACCUCCAUAUGUGA